This is a messenger RNA of Adineta ricciae, 1533 nucleotides long. Lineage: Eukaryota; Metazoa; Rotifera; Eurotatoria; Adinetida; Adinetidae. The record is from the annotation of a GenBank genome assembly.
AUGUUGAAAAUUAAACAUUUCUGUCCGACGAAGUCGACAAUCUGCUUAUGUCGAAGAAUUCAAUUCUUCCCAACAGCAAUUUCUCAUGUAUCUACUACUUCCAUUCCGAAUCCAAACGGAAAUCAAAAGCAAGAAACGCGUCCAGAUUACCCGUUUCUUGAUACAAAGUUUAAUCAGUAUCAAAUCGCGUAUCGCUAUCGACAUACCAUCGAACUUCUUCGCGGUUAUUUUGUCUAUCGCUUAUUCUCAAUUAAUUUCCUUGUUAAUAAUCAAAACAAGAUUGCCUACUGGGGUCGUCGAAUUUUAGGCGAGAAAGUUUUUCACAAGGUUUUGAAAUUAACUGCCUUCGGCCAUUUUGUUGGUGGCGAAAGUCCACAAGAAAUUAUUCCGGUUAUAAAUAGAUUACAAAAAUAUCACGUUCAUCCAAUCCUAGAUUACAGUGUAGAAAGCGAUGAUACCAAUUCUACAGCAUCGUCGGAUCACGUUCAACGUAUGCACGAUGAUAACACUGCGAAGUUUAUUGAAUGUAUUAAGACUUCGCAUGAUAUAUGUGGUGCGAACAAUCUGAUUGCAAUUAAAGUUACUGCGUUGAUACGGCCGAGUGUAUUAAAAAAAUUGAAUACAGUGCUGCAAUCAAUAAACAAUCGAGAAGUGCUACCGGCGUUAUUUGAAAUCAUUAAUCAGGAUGAAACUAGUGGAAAAACAGUCACACGUUUGCAACAAUCUCUUCAAUUGCAGAAUACAACAGAUCAAAAGGAAAUUUCCUCGAGUGUUAGAUUCACAACGGAUGAACUGAAAGAAAUCUAUCAACUUCUAUUACGACUGAACAAAAUCGCUCAAGCAUGUGCACAGUACAAAAUUUCCAUUAUGGUCGAUGCCGAACAAACAUACUUUCAAAACGCGAUAAACUAUCUUGCUACUGAAUUACAACGAUAUUACAAUAAGAACAAUAUUCCUUUUAUCUACGGAACUUAUCAGUGUUACUUAAAAGAAACACUGAUUUGUUUAAAACGUGAUCUUGCUCUCGCGGAAAAGUAUAAUUAUAUCUUUGCCGCCAAACUUGUUCGCGGUGCGUAUAUGGAGCAAGAGCGUCGUUUAGCCCGAGAAAACAGUUAUGAAGAUCCGAUAAAUGCUAAUUUUGAGACAACAACACAGAUGUAUCAUGUGUGUUUCGACGAAGUCAUGAAAAGUACAGUUAAGCGUUCGCCAAACCAAGUUCGAGUCAUGGUUGCUUCACACAACGAAGACACCAUUCGUUAUGCUAUCACAAAAAUGAAAGAUUAUGAUAUUCGUCGUGGUUCAUCAAUUGUUUCGUUUGCAUCACUUUAUGGCAUGAGUGAUUAUGUCGCAUUUGCUUUAGCAAAUUCGGGAUAUAAGACAUACAAAUAUUUACCUUAUGGACCAAUUGAAGCUUUGCAACCCUACUUAUUUCGGCGUGCCCAGGAGAAUCGUGCGAUCUUUCAAAAAGCGGAUAAAGAUCGUCGUUUUCAUCUUCAAGCAUUCAAGGAUCGAAUCUUCAAAUCCACUAAUUAA